UGCAGGUGUAGAUAAUGCUCUGAGCAGUCGUUUGAGCCCUAACUUAGACGAAUUUGCUGCUGCUUUUGCUGUGUUUUGAGGAAACAUAGCGGCAAAAGAUUGAAAACGUUUUGCCAAUUUUAGUUAGCUGUUGGAAAGCGAGUGAUAUUUCAGUCCUUAUUCUCAAGAAUUGCUUCUGUGCAAAACGUGGCAAGUAUCGUCAACAAAGAUGACAGACACGCCGCUAUUGCCAAACAUCGAACGAAAUCCAUUGUGCCAGAUGUCAGCGAGCGAUAAACUCAACUCAAACUUUGAAAAUCUACAACAACCAAGCACCGAAGCCAAAAUUAUCAUCAAUGUCAGUGGCCUACGAUUUCAAACGUAUAUUAGUACCCUGGAAAAGUUCCCAGACACACUGCUCGGUUCAACGAUAAAACGUCAACGAUUUUACGAUUCAGAUUUAGGCGAGUUAUUUUUUGACCGAAAUCGUUCGGCGUUUGAGGCAAUUCUUGGCUACUAUCAAAACGACGGAUCCAUAUUCCGACCUGACAACGUGCCGGUAAAAAUAAUCGCGGGAGAGAUCAUGUUCUUCGAGUUAGGUUCGGUUGCCAUGAAUCAGUUGUUUGAGAUUCCAGGUUAUAGUACGACCGAAGAGAGCGUUUUGCCCAAGAAUAAAUUGCAAUGUCGGAUUUGGCAAUUGUUUGAGCACCCAGAUAGCUCAAUGUUUGCUAGAGUUCUUGCAUUUUGGUCGCUGACUGUUAUUAUUGUUUCCAUAGUAACAUUCUGCUUGGAAAGUUUGCCUCAAUUCAGCUCACACAAGGAAGAACAGCCUUGGUUUUCAAUUGAAAUCGUUUGCAUUGUCUGGUUUACCAUCGAGUACCUAGCUCGGCUACUUUCCUCGCCUCAAAAGAUCAAAUUUAUUAAAUCGUUUUUGAAUAUUAUCGACCUGAUCGCAAUAUUGCCGUAUUACAUCACUCUGCCGUUGGAUAAUGCAUCUGGUAGCUCCUUCGCCGUUCUUCGAGUUAUCAGACUUGUUCGCGUGUUCCGUAUCUUCAAGUUAUCCCGUCAUUCCAAAGGUCUGCAGAUCCUGGGUCAAACACUUCGAGCAAGUAUGCGAGAGUUGGGAAUGUUGAUAUUCUUCAUGUUAAUAGUCGUAGUGCUAUUUUCCAGUGCCAUAUAUUAUGCUGAAGGUCAAAGUGGUGACAGUGAUUUUACCUCUAUCCCUGGAGCCUUUUGGUGGUCGGUUGUUACCAUGACAACGGUUGGUUAUGGUGACAAAUAUCCAACAACCUGGCAAGGCAAGAUCGUGGGCUCAAUUUGUGCUCUGUCUGGCGUACUUACCAUUGCACUUCCGGUUCCAGUCAUCGUCUCCAAUUUCACGUAUUUCUACCAGAGCGAACAAGGGUACAGAGAGUUCGAAGCAAUGGCGGAUAAAUGGGAGAAAAAUGAUGCCGAGAGCAAGGAAAAGGAUGGUCACCCAGAGUUUUGUGGAGUUAAGGUAUGUACGGCUCCAGGAGCACCGAGUGAUUGCGAUGGUUAUGAUAAGUUGUCACAAAGUCCAAAAAUUAAAACAAAAAAAGAAGAGGAGUUUGAACUUGCACAAAUUGUUGUGACAUAAACAGACAAAAGCUCCUUCAAAUGGUCUAUUAAUAUAUUAACAUAAUAUUAUAUUGAAUAUUACAUUCUGAUGACAUACUGUAAGUCCAAGCUCUUAAAGGAUUUGGUGCUAAUGUAGUACUAGUUAUGGUGUUUGUAAUAUCUGGAAUUGCCAAAUUAACUGUUUUGUGUUGAAGCAUAGUUAAUAAAAUAAAAUAAAGGAUGUCAGAAGACUUGAUGGAGGCACAAUAGAUCUCAUAUAAUAUAUGAUUUGUCUUGGUCUAAGCAAAAGUUGGUCUGUUCAUUGCUGCGUGUGUAUCAUAUUAUCGUCCAACAAACCUAAUUACCCUUUCCUGGCACAACACAAUGAAAGAUAUUGGUUGAUUUGGUGAAAAACCGAUGCACACAUGUACGCUGAAUCGUCCAUUUUCUUGCACAGAUAAUGAGGCCUAUUGUGUCUCUAUUAAUUUUCCUAACCUUCUUUGAUUAAAAAAAUUAACUAUUGUCGAAGUAAGGCCCAUUUCAAAUAUGGACUUAGCCAUGUACUGAACCUACUGUGAAUGACUUGAAUGAGCUCAUUUGGAUUUAUUUGCUAUAGGUUUUGGUUAUAGGAAUUCGGAAACUAUUUUAUUGUAUGUACAUUAUAAUACCAUUUUACUCUGCAACUUAUCAGCUAUUACUAAUGCGCCAAUCAAUAACCCUUUUAAAAUUCUGUAAUGCUAAUUCAGAAUAUAAUUAAUAAUCGAGCUAUUUCCGGAAAUUUUAAAUUUCUGGAAGUGAAAGAAAGGAUUGUCCCAGCAUGUUUGUCUCAUUGUGAUGGCAAAUUUCUGAAGUUCCUAAAUAGUGAAAAGCUAAAAAGUUUGCUUAGUGUACUAUAAAAUGAACAAUUCCUUUGAAAUUACUAGGAGACAAUGACACAUAACGUACUAUCCCCUUCCCCUUCCUCCUCCACCAUCGCCCGCCAACAAUUUUGGAAAAAUAAAUACUAAUUAUUGAUGACAGUGACUCGGCAAAAUUACCUUUGAUAACUCGGCAAAAUUCACUUAUACCCCCAUUCAAAGAGGUCUAUAGCCGCUCUUGUGCGGGAAUCUGAUGAUGCAAUUUUAAAUACCGGAAAUCCCC
This is a messenger RNA of Paramuricea clavata, 2697 nucleotides long. The record is from the annotation of a GenBank genome assembly. Lineage: Eukaryota; Metazoa; Cnidaria; Anthozoa; Malacalcyonacea; Plexauridae.